GUCUGCAGCAUCCACCGAUGUCAAAAAUGAGAUCCAGGCAAAGUCAGUCGACGAGAUCGCUGCAGCAUUGAAGGAACUGCCCGCCGAUCAGCUUGCCAAAGUGAAGGAUGCUCUGGCCACAGGUGGCCCUGCCAAAGGCCCAUGCCCUGGCCCGGUGGACACUGGUCGCGUUACUGUCGUCGCCAAGGACUAUAAGGGCCUGCUGCCACAACCUGCAGAGCCAAAGUUCAAGGGGGCGCUCUGCCAGAUCUUUGUGCGUAGCCAGCCUUAUGGAGGUUCAGACAAGAGCAGCAACGGCCACCGGUAUGAUUCCAUGGUGUUCGCCAACGGCAUGAUCGCCAGCGGCAUGAGCUGCCAGCUGAUCCAUUACACGCAUGAGGAGCACGAUGUCUUUUUCGAGCUGUGUAAGAACUUCCAGUUCAUCAUCGUCCGUUGCAACCCAGGUCAGAUCAAGGCAGAUGGCGGCGAUCAGCAGAAGUUCGAUGACGGCAUGCGUCAACUUCGAAAGGCUGGCAUCCAGGUGUGGCCCUCUCCGGACGUGAUGGAGAAGAUGGGCGCCAAGGACGCUCUGUGCAAGGUGGCGACUCUGAACAUCGGGCUGGAGGACACCUUGGCUUAUUACAGUCCUGACGAGUUCGCCGCGGGCUUCAAGAAGACCAUGGCCUUCCAGCCGCGUGUGAUCAAGCAGAACCGCGGCUCCUCGGGCGAGGGCAUCUGGAUCAUCAAGCUGGCCGAGGGCAACUACUGCAAGGAGUACGGUGAGAGGUCCUGCGAGGAUGGCGAGGUCCUGAAGCUGAUGGAGGCGAACGACAACCACGAGGAGACCCACACCGUGGCGGAGUUCAUCGAGUUCUGCGUGAGCGGCCGCACGGAUAAGUCCGGCGAGUGGACCUCCAAGGGCGUCGGAAAGUACCUCGAGGGCGGCAAGGAGGCCGGUGGCCAGCUGGUGGACCAGCGCUUCUGCCCGCGCAUCGUGGAAGGAGAGCUCCGCUACAACCUCAUCGUGGAUUCGCUCGUGGGCAUCAUCCACAAGAAGCCCAAAGAGGGCGGCAUCUCCGCCGUGGGCGGCACCGGCUCCAUCUACACUUACUACGGCCCCGAGGAGGCAACCUUCAAGACGCUGACCGACAACUUCCUGCAGAAGGAUCUGCCAAAGGUGAUGCCGUCUUUGGAGCUGGCUGAAGAGCCGGUCCCUCUUUGGUGGACCACGGACUUCAUCCUUGCCUCCCCCGAGGGUACGCCCAAGGAGGAGGAGAAGUGGAUCGUCGGGGAGUUCAACUGCUCUUGUGUGGGAGUGUCCCGGUGUCUCGCGGCAUAUUGCAAAGAUGACACCCCCAAUGCCUGCUGGGAUGACAUCACAGAAGAAGACAAGGCGGAGGCAAAGAAAUAUGGGGACCUCAUGGGUGAGAAGGCUUUGGGAAUCAUGUCCAAGUGA
Molecule: messenger RNA, 1435 nt
Organism: Symbiodinium necroappetens
Lineage: Eukaryota; Dinophyceae; Suessiales; Symbiodiniaceae
Source: the annotation of a GenBank genome assembly